Messenger RNA from Salarias fasciatus (jewelled blenny), 4179 nucleotides. RefSeq names its product vasorin b (gene vasnb). Bases 305 to 2374 code for a protein of 689 amino acids. Lineage: Eukaryota; Metazoa; Chordata; Actinopteri; Blenniiformes; Blenniidae. Gene Ontology annotation, molecular function: protein binding. Gene Ontology annotation, cellular component: plasma membrane. The record is from RefSeq and is a predicted model, not a curated record. The transcript is spliced from 3 exons.
UUGUCCAGGGGAGUCAGUGCUUGAGCGCAUUCCUCGCCGUGGAGGCUGCCGAAGCCUCUCUCCGCGGGACUUGAUGAGGACCGUUCGUUGUAACUUUAAUAAGUUCACGGGGAAACUUUUUUUUGUUGUUUGCGCGCGCGCGCGCACUGGAAACGACCAGAUCUGGAGUUACAUCGCCGAAGAACUCUGCUCGGAUAAACGCGCUGCGCUCCCAGCUUCACUUCUCUCAAGUCGCGGGUAAAGAAGAGCAGGAGGAGGAGAGUGGAGUGGGAGCAGAGGCGGAAGCAUCUUCACCGGGCUGUGCAUGGAGAAAGACCGAGUCUGCACCAUGAAGAUCUUCCUCACUCCGCCGAUGCCCAUUCUGGUUCUCCUCAUUCUUCCGCAAGGCAUCUUCACCAGUGACUGUCCGAAUGAUUGCUCCUGUUCCGACCAAGAAAUCAUUUUGUGUUUCCAAAGACGCUCGUCGACCCUUCCCAGAGGAAUACACCCAUCCACUAAACACCUUUACCUGUUUUCCAACGGGAUUGAAAGCUUGGCAACGGAAGACUUUGAUGGCCUUGAAAACCUGGAGAUGUUGGACCUCAGUCAAAACAAACUAACUCAGCUUCCAGAUAGGGUGUUUGAACCCUUAACUUCUUUGAGAAAUCUAGACUUGUCAUCAAACCAGAUCACACACAUUUCAGAGGAAUGCUUCCAGGGCAUGGCGCUCCUAGAGCGCCUUUAUUUGUAUGGUAACCAUAUCAAGACUAUUCAUCCCGCAGCAUUUAAUGUCUUCGAAAACUUACUAGAACUCAAACUGCAGGGCAACCAGUUGACGUCCCUGCCUGCUCUCUCAAUGCCCAGACUCCUACUGCUGGAUCUUCGUUUUAAUGUCUUACCCUCUUUGGGACCCGCAGACCUCCAGACCCCAGACCUGGAGUCACUCAGACUGGGUGGUGUGGGUCUCACUAGUCUAAAUAGUGAGCUAAUUGGCAAUCUCAAGAAUCUCCAUGAACUGGAUAUCUCAGAAAAUCAACUUGAUUCCUUCCCCUCAGUGUUGAAGGAGACCACCGGGCUGACAAGCCUCAAUUUGGCCGGGAACCCAAUGGGUCCUCUUAACUUUAAGGAUUUGCAAAACCUUGAAGAAAUGAGGGAGUUGGACAUUAGCAGCCUCAGUCUGCAGGGACUUCCUGAAGAGUUUUCCCAACUCUUCCCCAACCUCAGGAAGCUCACAGUAGCGGAAAACCCUUUCAACUGCCUCUGUAAUUUAGCAUGGUUUCCAAGAUGGCUCAGAGCCCAGAGCAUCACCCUGGAGAGACCAGAGGAGACACGCUGCCAUUUCCCACCUAUCAAUGCUGGAAAAGUAUUGGAGAGAUUAGAGCACAGAGACUUUGGCUGCCCCACAACAACUACAGUCACAACUACUACUGUCAAAAAGACUACCGCCAGGCCUGUUGUUAACACUACCCACCCAAUGACGACGAAAGCUAUUCCAAAACCAAAGGCCAGUGAAAAUCCAAACAGAAAGAACGGCUCUCAACUUCCUCCUGUGCCAACCCCCAGUAGCAGCAGCAUUGACGCAGAUGAGAAGCAGCAUUUUUGCCCCCCGAACACCUGUCUGAAUGGAGGCACUUGUCAUUUGGACCAGCACGGCCAGGUAGAGUGUACAUGUCUACCAGAGACCUCUGGGAUGUACUGUGAAAUCAUAAAGCCCUCUUCACCACCUGAAGUUGAAUCCCCAAUGGCAACUGUCACAGCAGACGCACCAGACAUCAGCUCACAUCAAGCAACGGCAACUUCAGUCCUGCUGGAUCUACACCGCUACAUUGAAAUGCGGCCUUACAUCCGUGGGAUUCGCCUGACCUACCGAAACCUCUCUGGGCCAGAUCGCAGGCCAAUUCAGCUUAGCCUACCAGCAUCCUUCCCAGAGUACAGGCUCAGAGGCCUGAACCCCAACUCAACAUACACAGUGUGCGCCAGUCCACUAGGUGCCCCGAGUGGCAUCGACAGUGUUUGCACUGAAGCCCAUACAGCUCCUGAAAACGCGAGGGGCCCUGACGCACAGUUUGAGGAUCCAAAGCUAACCACUAUGCUGGUCCCUGCAGUUGCUAUCUUGCUGCUGGUAGUACUGAUAGCAGUAGCAGUGGGAGUGGUAUGCUACCUUCGCAGAAAAAGGGCGAAGGGCCACCUGGACCUAGGCUGUGAGCCCUCUCAACCGGAGCUGGACGGACUUAAAGCUGGUUUAGACAAUGGGGCUCUUCCUCACAAACAACCACAGCUUUUGAUCCCUGAACCAGCAGUUCAGAAUGGCAAUCUGGAAUAUGAGGUGAUGCUCAUACAAGAUCACUGUACAUCAAAUAACAACAUGUCUUCACACAAGCCUUCGUACUUUUGAUAAGUGGCUUCAGCUGUUCAGGUCUGGAUGAUCUGUAAUUCCUUAUCUCUGGCCCCUCAAGUGAAAUGCAAAGAGCAGCUUUCUGCAGUGGUCAAAAGUGGAGGACUGAGUUUCAGCCAACCAACAAGCAAAGAAGGGAUGUACUGUGCAUUCAACGGACUGCCCUUUGGUUGUCCAUGCAGACAUUAAUGAGUUUAAAAACAGUGUUCGGACUUCUGAAGCGAACUAUUUGACUUCAGUGCUGCGUCUUGCCUUUGUAAUAUUUGUUCACUUACAUUUAUUCCUCAUGCUGUGAUGCUGGACUUGAUGAACUGGGACUGACUGAACACUUGAGGUUAAGAGACGCAAUGACUUCAUGUCGUCCUCAGUCUGCUGGCUGAUGCGGGGUUGUUCUGCUUUUCCUCAUCACAACAGCCCAACUCUACAGGGUCAGCAAUUGAUUUUGCUGAACAGUGGAACUCUUCAACGCUAACCCAAAGGGAUCAGUGCUUGCUGUGAAAGACCUUUAAGACACCAAAUGAAGUAGUGCAAAGAAAAUAGCUGAUGUUUGUAUUGCUUUAUUUGGCUGUAGAUUGUUUUAAGUAUGUUUGUAAUGUAUUUCUUUAUGCUGUUCUGAUGGUGCAACUUUGUGACUGUUAACACCCAUCCGUGCCCACAACCCACCACUUGUGACUAACAGACAAAACACCAGAUUAAAAUCUUUGAAGAUUAAAACUCGUUUGGUACCAGUAAAGUCAGUCAAAGGGCUUUGCCCCCACAAUGUCAGACAGGCUAAGUAGUUGUGAGUCUGGACAGAGUUGAGACUAAAUCCCCCCUUCUCCAAACUCAAGCCCUCGGUAUGAUUUGCCAUCACAAAGGGAGAAGGUAAGAAGGAUUACAAAAGGUACAGCGGGAAGCAGUUGACUGAAUUCAUCCCGUUUCAGGGCAGACUGCACUGAGUUUCAACCAUUUUUGAGCUUGUCAUUAUUUUAGAAAACAAUCACAUGACUGCGCCACAGCGAAAGAAAACAUCAGAGAGUUUAUUUAUUCUGUAUAUUCCCUAUGAGGGAGACUGCGUUAUCCCUAAACCACAAUCCACACACAACAUACUACUUGACGUGGCCACAAACAAAAACAGAGCAAAUAGUACAUGUACAUGGUAUUACCCUUGAGCAAAAAAUAGCAUGCCUGGCUGAGUGCUGUGCACAGUUAAGAAGAGAACUCUGGUUUUGUGAACUUUUGUCGAACCAGGUUCAGUAAAGUCAAAAUGCACAGCUCAGCUACCCUCAUCAUGUUAACAUCCCUUGGAAUCAUCACACAAACAUAUUACAAAUGAAAAACGUUCAUGAGUGUGUGUGUAUUUGUGUGUGUGUAUGAGAGAGAGAGAGAGAGAGAGACAAACAGAGAGAGAGAAGAAAGAGAGAGAGAGAAAAUGCAGGUUCUGUCUUGUGGAAAGACCUGCAGACGUCAAGUUACUAUCACUCAACCCUGUUAUGUGCCCACAUGCCUCUGAGAACAUUGGCCCCCCUCAAAAAUCUACCUUUCGGCAAACAGACCAAAGACACAUCUGUGAAUUUCUGCAGUUUACGUUCAGUAUUUCCAGCACACAGCUGACAGUACCCUGCUUGCGAAAUCUUAUCAGAAUCUACAUUCUGCAACUGGAACAUUUGUCUGUAAAAUAGAAUACAUUGAACUUUUUUCAGUGUGAUUGGUCAUCUUUCCCUGUUUAUUUUGGGAAACUUCCUGUUGAUAUUUUUUUUUUUACUCUGUGAUCUUAUUUGUACAAAUGGAAAAAAGUGAUAUUAUCAUUAAAUGAAUAUCCAUGA